Molecule: messenger RNA, 1920 nt
Organism: Triplophysa dalaica
Lineage: Eukaryota; Metazoa; Chordata; Actinopteri; Cypriniformes; Nemacheilidae
Gene: ftsj1
Product: FtsJ RNA 2'-O-methyltransferase 1
Exons: 11
Coding region: 63-1031 (322 amino acids)
Biological process (GO): cytoplasmic translation; tRNA methylation
Cellular component (GO): cytoplasm
Molecular function (GO): tRNA methyltransferase activity
Source: RefSeq, a predicted model, not a curated record
CGCGGUAAGAAGAAGAAGAAGAAUUGUUCACGUGUUUAGAAUAAGUGGCCUGAAGUGGAAAAAUGGGGCGUUCGUCCAAAGACAAGCGUGAUAUAUACUACAGACUUGCUAAAGAGGAAGGCUGGAGAGCGAGAAGUGCCUUCAAACUUCUUCAGCUGGAUGAGGAGUUCAAUCUUUUUAAGGGUGUGAGUCGUGCUGUGGAUCUGUGUGCAGCACCUGGGAGCUGGAGCCAAGUCCUGAGCCGCAAACUUCGUGGGAAGGACAAGAGCGAGGAGGUGAAGAUUGUUGCAGUGGACCUGCAAGCUAUGGCCCCCUUGCCAGGUGUCACACAAAUUCAGGGAGACAUUACCAAGAUUUCUACAGCACAGGAGAUUAUUCGUCAUUUUGAAGGGCAGUCUGCAGAUUUGGUUGUGUGUGAUGGUGCACCUGAUGUUACAGGGCUUCAUGAUGUAGAUGAGUACAUUCAGGCACAGCUCCUAUUAGCGGCUCUGAAUAUAACCACUCAUGUCCUCAAACCAGGUGGCAACUUUGUGGCAAAAAUCUUCAGGGGGAAAGAUGUGACCCUCUUGUACUCACAGCUCAAGAUCUUCUUUAGUUCUGUAACCUGCGCCAAACCACGCAGCAGCCGCAACUCCAGCAUAGAGGCAUUUGUGGUGUGUCAGAAUUAUUCUCCACCCGAAGGUUAUGUUCCCAACAUGUCCAAUCCCUUACUGGAUCACUCAUAUGAUGUAGACUUUAACCAGUUAGAGGGACCAAACCGAAUAAUAGUCCCAUUCCUCGCUUGUGGAGAUCUUAGUGCUUUCGAUUCAGACAGGACUUAUCCGCUUCAGCUCGAUUCCUCUAAAGAGUAUCAGUAUCUACCACCUACCCAGCCUCCGAUUCGGCCUCCCUACCAGCAAGCUUGUCAGCUCCGCAAGAAUAACCUGUUAGCCAAAGAGGACUCACCCUCUGGUGCACAUGAUGAUGCUCUGUCUUCUUUAGACCUCAACACGAGUCAGGACCCAGACACGGUGACAUCAGAAACACACUAACGUCAUUGAACAUUUUGUACAGAUAACCUUCUAUGUUAUAUUCUCUAUUGUUUUAUUGUGAAUGAACAACGGUUCUUUUUAAAGUUUUCAAGAGGCUGCUUAUGAAACUCAUUUUAUGAUUUUAUAAAUAGAACAAAGCCCUCUGUGACUUCACCUAAAAAUCUGAAACAUGACAAAGAUUCUUGAUAAAACUUAACAAACGGGUUCCAUUUAUAAACAUGAGUAAUGCAUUAUGAGCUAACAAUGAGCAAUAUAUUUUUUAAAUAAUUUAUUUAGCUUUAAUGUUAGUUCAUAUCAAUAAAAUGUUUGUGCAACUAAUGUUAGCAGAUACAAAUCUACAUUUUAAAAAUGUCUUUGUAAAUGUUGAAAUUGACAUUAAAAUGCCAUAGAAACACUAUAUUUUUCAUUAUUCAUGCUACUAAUUAGGUUUACUAAUGUUAUGAAUUGGAACCCUAUAAUUAAGUGUUGCCAUUUUCUCAUGUGUCUUAGAAACGGAUUUUUGACUUUUAACUCUAUGACAUCUUAUUAAAGACAACUUAAACAAAAAUCUAACAAAUGCUUUUUUAUUUGUAAAUGUUAACACUUAAAACUGAAGUCUGUGUCCAAAGUCAGUCCUGGAGGGCCGGUGUCCUGCCGAGUUUAGCUUCAACCCCUACGGCUUUGGUUGAGCAGAUUUUGCUGUGCUAACAGGCUUUAAAGUCGAACAAAAGUGAAAAAUCAACCUGCAAAUAGCUCAUUUAUCGUUUUUUUUAUAUAAAGCUGCAAUGAGAAAGCAUAUUAUUGCAAAAAAUGCACACAAGUUGACUUAUUUUAGAAACUCAAUGACUUCUUUUAGACACUCAGAUCUUUAACAAUGCCAAGACUCUUCAAUAUGAAAAUAACUUUUGAA